GCUGCUUCACAGGGUGGUAAUGUCGCAAUCAUCGAGACACUAAUGUCACGUGGUCUAGAUGUCAAUUCAAAAGAUAAUGACGGCAGUACCCCAUUGAUGUUGGCUGCAGCGUCUGGCAAGAUUGAAGCUGUAAAUUAUCUUUUAGACAAAGGAGCCGAUCCCUAUGUUAGAGACCAGUUAGGAAGAAAUUCACUGCGCACUGCUUCAGAAGGUGGUAAUGUCGCAAUCAUCGAGACACUAAUGUCACGUGGUCUAGAUGUCAAUUCAAAAGAUAGUGGAGGACGUACCCCAUUGAUGUUGGCUGCAGCUUGUGGCAAGAUUGAAGCUGUAAAUUAUCUUUUAGAGAAAGGAGCCGAUCUCGAUAUUAGAGACCAGUCAGGAAGAAAUUCACUGUACGCUGCUUCACAGGGUGGUAAUGUCGCAAUCAUCGAGACACUAAUGUCACGUGGUCUAGAUGUCAAUUCAAAAGAUAAUGACGGCAGAACCCCAUUGAUGUUGGCUGCAGCUUAUGGCAAGAUUGAAGCUGUAAAUUAUCUUUUAGAGAAAGGAGCCGAUCUCGAUAUUAGAGACCAGUCAGGAAGAAAUUCACUGUACGCUGCUCCACAGGGUGGUAAUGUCGCAAUCAUCGAGACACUAAUAUCACGUGGUAUAGAUGUCAAUUCAAAAGAUAAUGACGGCAUUACCCCAGUGAUGUUGGCUGCAGCGCUUGGCGAGAUUGAAGCU
Messenger RNA from Pocillopora verrucosa, 723 nucleotides. Lineage: Eukaryota; Metazoa; Cnidaria; Anthozoa; Scleractinia; Pocilloporidae. The record is from RefSeq and is a predicted model, not a curated record.